AUGGAAGAGGAGCUGAAGUGCCCAGUGUGUGGGUCCCUGUUCCGAGAGCCCAUCAUCUUGCCCUGUUCCCACAAUGUCUGCUUGCCUUGUGCCCGCACCAUAGCUGUACAGACUCCCGACAGCGAGCAACACCUGCCUCCGCCUCUCUUGCAUACUCGGGGCCCGUCGUUGCCUACAGGCUCAAUUGCAGGUCCUCCACCAGAAUAUGAAACUGGGACCGGACCAGCCUGUAGUGGUGGAGGCACCAGCAGUAGUGGCGGCGGCGGCGGCGGCGGUGUAGGUGGUGUAGUUGGGGGAGGGGAUCAUGCUGACAAGCUGAGCCUGCACAGCGAGACGGACAGCGGUUAUGGCUCCUACACUCCCAGCCUUAAGUCCCCUAAUGGAGUGCGAGUACUACCCAUGGUGCCCGCACCCCCAGGUUCCUCAGCCGCCGCUGCCCGGGGAGCCGCCUGUUCCUCCCUGUCCUCUUCUUCCUCCAGCUCCAUCACCUGCCCUCAAUGCCACCGUAGCGCCUCUUUGGACCACCGCGGCCUCCGUGGCUUCCAGCGCAAUCGGCUGCUGGAGGCCAUUGUACAUCGCUAUCAACAGAGCCGGGGUUCUGGGACUGGAGCAACCGCAGCAGCUGUAGUUGCCCAUUGCCAGCUCUGCGACCGCACCCCUCCGGAGCCAGCAGCUACGCUCUGUGAGCAAUGCGAUGUACUCUAUUGCUCUGCCUGCCAGACCAAAUGCCAUCCGUCCAGAGGACCGUUUGCCAAGCACCGCUUGGUGCAACCGCCGCCGCCACAGCCAGCGGCCUCUGCACCUCUAGGUACUACCCAAGGAGCCCCCAGCGGCAGCGGCGGCAGCAGCAGCAAAAGCCCAGGCCCUGGGGCGGGAGCAGCAGGGAGUACCGGGGUCCGUAAGUUUCCCACGUGUACGGAUCAUGAGCUGGAGAACUACAGUAUGUACUGUGUGAGCUGUCGCACCCCUGUCUGCUACCAGUGUCUGGAGGAGGGCAGACACGGCAAGCAUGAAGUCAAACCUCUAGGGGCCAUGUGGAAACUGCACAAGGCACAGCUAUCUCAAGCAUUGAAUGGUGUUUCUGAUAAAGCAAAGGAGGCUAAAGAAUUCCUAGUUCAGCUCAAGAACAUACUUCAGCAGAUCCAGGAAAAUGGGCUAGACUAUGAGGCCUGCUUGGUUGCUCAGUGUGAUGCCCUGGUUGACGCUUUAACUCGACAAAAAGCCAAAUUACUCACCAAGGUCACUAAAGAGCGGGAACACAAAUUGAAGGUGGUUUGGGACCAGAUCAACCAUUGUACAUUAAAGUUACGCCAGUCAACAGGCCUAAUGGAAUACUGCCUAGAGGUGAUCAAAGAAAAUGACCCCUCUGGGUUUUUGCAGAUUUCAGAUGCUCUGAUCAAGCGUGUCCAGGUGUCUCAAGAGCAGUGGGUCAAAGGAGCUUUGGAGCCCAAGGUGUCUGCAGAGUUUGACUUGACCUUGGACAGUGAGCCUCUGCUGCAGGCUAUCCAUCAGCUGGACUUCAUCCAGAUGAAAUGUAGGGUGCCUCCCGUCCCUUUACUGCAGCUGGAGAAGUGCUGCACCCGAAAUAACAGUGUCACCCUUGCCUGGAGAAUGCCACCUUUUAUCCAUAGCCCUGUGGAAGGCUAUAUCCUGGAGCUGGAUGAUGGGGAUGGUGGGCAGUUUCGGGAAGUCUAUGUUGGCAAGGAAACCCUCUGCACCAUUGAUGGCCUUCAUUUCAACAGUACAUACAAUGCAAGAGUCAAGGCUUUCAAUUCCUCUGGAGUUGGGCCUUAUAGCAAGACUGUUGUUCUCCAGACAUCUGAUGUGGCCUGGUUCACAUUUGACCCCAACUCUGGCCACCGGGACAUCGUCCUAUCAAAUGACAACCAGACAGCUACAUGUAGCAGUUAUGAUGACCGGGUGGUGCUGGGCACAGCAGCUUUUUCCAAGGGAGUCCAUUACUGGGAAUUCCACGUGGACCGAUAUGACAACCAUCCGGAUCCAGCUUUUGGUGUAGCCAGAGUUAAUGUGGUCAAGGAUAUGAUGCUGGGCAAGGAUGACAAGGCCUGGGCCAUGUACGUGGACAAUAACCGCAGCUGGUUCAUGCACUGCAACUCCCACACCAACCGGACUGAAGGUGGUGUAUUUAAAGGGGCUACAGUUGGUGUACUUCUGGAUCUGAAUAAGCAUACUCUGACCUUCUAUAUCAAUGGGCAACAACAGGGUCCUACUGCCUUUGACCAUGUAGAUGGGGUCUUCAUGCCAGCUGUCAGCCUCAACCGGAAUGUUCAGGUCACUCUGCACACAGGACUAGAGGUGCCAUUGAAUACCAGGCAGCAAAAACUGUCUGGCAACUGAAAUCCCAGACAUUGAUGAUCUUCAGUGAGAAGAUCCUCCCUGAGAGAAGCCCAGCCAUCCCUC
Phascolarctos cinereus (koala) is the source of this 2421-nucleotide messenger RNA. RefSeq names its product tripartite motif containing 67 (gene TRIM67). Gene Ontology annotation, cellular component: cytoplasm. Lineage: Eukaryota; Metazoa; Chordata; Mammalia; Diprotodontia; Phascolarctidae. The record is from RefSeq and is a predicted model, not a curated record. Gene Ontology annotation, molecular function: protein binding; zinc ion binding.